AUGGCGUUCUCUCGGCUGACCGUCUUGGCGUUGUUUUCUUCGUUGCUGAUUGUAUUCCUUGGAUCGCAAAAUGGUUUGAGUGUUUCAGGUUCUUUGUUGUCAGCUGGCCCUGAUGAGGGAAUUUCGCCUGAAGUUUUGUCACCACCUGAAGCUGCGGAGCGUCCACGCCGCAGGGCCAACUGGCUUCAACGGGGGUUAAGAAAUAUUUCACGACCUAUUCGGCGUAUUGCUGAAAGAUUUCGACGCAUCCUUUCCAGUCGUUCCCGAGAGCAAAGCAAGCAGGACUUAAGGAGCAUGGAAGAUGCCGCCAACCGAUAUUUUGACUGUUUUAAUCUGAGUUCUCCCGAGACAAAGGCAGCGAGGGCCGUUACUGCAAUAUGCGGCGGGAUGAAAACAGAGGCUAUUCGGCGUAACUGUUCUUUGUUCGCCUUCGCCAUUGCUGCCGUACUGGCAAAAAUUGGAGAGUGCUUAUCACAGGCGGACCCAGCCAAUUCUGGCCAAAGAACAGCUGAAGAUAUCAACGAUGCGGAAGGUUGGCUGAACAGCCUUGAAUUCAUUACUGGUCCUCCCGAGGAAUUAACUUUUCCGGGUGGAAGCCCGUUAGGUAAGGCGUUCGCUAGGAUGAACUGGAGUCUGAUUGGUACUGUGGAUAAUCAGCACAUUCUCGCGGGCGCAAGCUUAAAGGAGAGCAUACGAGUGAGGCGAGGUGUAGGCGGGCGCUGGAAAAAUUUGUUACAAAAACUCAGGGGGCGCCCAUAUCCGGUGACAGAGACGAUGAAACCAAAUGCUGAGGCCACCCUCACUCAAGGCUUUGAACUCUUUGUCAGCAUGCCCCCCCACCCCGAUCCCCUUGCAGUCCGGUUGUUAACGAACAUGUUGGUUGAUGGGUUGUCGUGCCCGGCUGACGGCACUUUCGGGAGACCUGAAAGGGUUGUAGUGGGCGGUAAGACGAGGACAGUCAAACCGGCGCAAAUGAUAGAAGCUGCCAUCUAUAUUGCUGUUGAGAACCUCUUUGACGCCAGUGACUGCGCCGCCCCUGGGAGCACUGAUUCGCUAGGCCGCAUGACCUGCAGGCUUCUUGGCGCAUACGAUGAAUUCAUGCAAUCGGGGGGGCCAACAGAAACAAAGCCUAAGACGGAAGAGAGACUGCAGGGCAUAAGAAGUGCUGAAUAUGGGCCAGCCCCUGCCGCAGAAGAAGCUGAACCUAGAAAUGAAGAAGCGCCUGCUCCUGGAGUGGAGGCCGCUAAAUCCACCAAUGCUCAAUCCAGUGAGGUUCCCAGCAAUGAGCCAUCCGAACCUACCGAUACAGCAGACCUUUCCGGGGGUUCGGAGGAGGGCCCGCCAGACCUAUCUCUUGAACUUCCACAAGAACAGAAUUUGGAGAGACCAUUUGGGCGGCUGGACCGCAUACGCGUUUAUGCUCAGCAAGCGGCUGCUUCUGCUGUUGCCACCGCCCGAUUAAGCUUAAAGUUGGGAGCAGCAACCCUUCGCAUUGUCAGACUUUGUCUGCGGAGUGCGUUCUUAAUUCGUUAUGCAAGUCGAAUGGUGUUAUUUUUUAUGGGAAAAGAGUUGGUUACGAAACAAGGGUUAUUCCUUUUCCUUGGAAGAAAACGGGAAGGGGAGAGGUACUUGGGGAUGCAUGUGAAAGCACUCGUGGAGCUCAGCUCAGGAAAUGCGAACCUUGCCAACCUCUCAGCAGCAGCCGCCGGAAUAGCUGCAGAUGAGGAAACUCGCAUCAUCUCCAAGGAACAAGAAACUUCGGUCUCAUUUAUUCAAGGCUGGCUGGGACCUACGGCCGUAUAUCGCGCACUGCAAGCUGCGGGGAUGGAAGCUGAUCAACAGUCUGCUGUUGCAAUCGCUCUCAGCAUCAACGUGGCAGCGGAUGUCUUACUAGCUUGUCUGUUGGUGGCCAUAAGCACUGCUUUCUCACCACUAUUGGUUGUUCUGGCUGUCGUGCUAGCCGUCCUCCUUAUAAUCAGAUCUGCUGUUAUCUCUUACACUGUAGCCGUACCCGAAACAAUGAUGGAGAAGCUCGAGAGGAGGGGGAGAGGCGCCUUUGAGAAAGUAGCCAGGGUUGUGGGGUAA
Messenger RNA from Eimeria acervulina, 2085 nucleotides. RefSeq lists its product as hypothetical. NCBI's taxonomy places the organism in Eukaryota, Apicomplexa, Conoidasida, Eucoccidiorida, Eimeriidae. The coding region runs from base 1 to 2085 and encodes 694 amino acids. The transcript is spliced from 8 exons. The record is from RefSeq and is a predicted model, not a curated record.